Messenger RNA from Mustela lutreola (European mink), 2679 nucleotides. It is a transcript of the gene PLEKHG7, whose product is annotated as pleckstrin homology and RhoGEF domain containing G7. Gene Ontology annotation, biological process: Rho protein signal transduction. Gene Ontology annotation, molecular function: guanyl-nucleotide exchange factor activity. The record is from RefSeq and is a predicted model, not a curated record. Lineage: Eukaryota; Metazoa; Chordata; Mammalia; Carnivora; Mustelidae.
AUGGGGAGGUGCCAGUUGUCCCUUCCCACCAGCCUCAAGUCCUCCUGCACCUGGCUGGGAGAGUCCACUAUUACAGGUGUGGAAUCUGUUUCUCCAAACCUUCCCCUGGCAGCUUACUCUGGAUCUGGGGACUCCCUUGUCAGGACCCACCUGGACAAGGCAGACCAGCCUCCAGAGGUGCAGACCCAAGGCUGUGGGGCCUCUCCUCAGCUCUCCCUGAGGAAUCUCUCGAAGAAGCACGGUGAGAACAAGGGUAGUCUUCUUUACUUUGACCAGCAAGCCCCAAACCCCAUCUCUACCUCUCCCACUUUGAGGAGAUUAAGGAGCAAUGGCUGCGGGACUUUACGCUCACUGUCUCAGCAAGAGACCGGAAAUGCUCACUGGGAAGGAACCUGGGAGCUGGAAGGAGACUGCAGGCUCUCCAAGAGUCUACACAGAAGCCCAGAGAAUUCUUCACACUCCCUAUUGCCCUCGAGAAUCAAGAAUGCCUCCAGGGGCGCCUGGUCCAUCAGUGAGGGGUCUCUUCCUCGGGCCCCUCUUCCAGAAAAAGGAGGCCCCUCAUGGCCCAGCCCUGCCACAUGGCCUCCUGGUCCUCAGGGUAUAAAUCAGGAACCAGGAAACUAUGCCCUACGGGAAUUCAGCCCACCACCUGUUUUUCUACUUAUGUGUCUCCCUCUGGCUCCUUUGAACCUUCCCCAUCUUCCCAAUCUGAUUUGUGUUCAUCUCCUGCAUGUAUUGAAGGAGCAGGAGCAACGAGCGGCGCAGAGGUCCAGAGCCCUGGCCAGAGCAGAUGUCAGCAACCUGCCAGGCUCCUUCCGUUUUCCUAUUCUGCUGUCAUUUUUGCAAGACCCCUGUAGACCUUCAGAUAUCAAGCCACAUUCCAGACAACAGGAGAGGCAAAGAUCAAAAAGGAAGAAGCUAGCCAACUCUGCCCCCUUUGGGAAAGUGUUUCCAGAAGCCACAGUCCACAACUCCGGUUUCAAUCUCAUUGCUCUCUCAGAAUCCAGAAAACCAAGAUGGCCUUUCUCCAAGAGAGGAGUGGUCAAAGACAAACACAAGAACCUUUCCUAUCUGGAAAGCUGCCUGUCCUCUGUGAAAAUUACAGACUUUGGAGCCCGUGAACCCCCCACCUUUGGUACCAGCAGAGCACAGGAGACAGCCCCUUGGUUGAGCAGAACACAGUCUGAAACCCAGGGAAGCAAUUUUAUCUUAACAAAGGAUGAAACCUGGAAUGAAGUCAUGGAAACACAUCAGAAACUUCCCACCGACCAAUUAGACUUGAGAAAGCAGCAAGAGGCCAUGUGGGAACUCUUCACAAGUGAAUGCACUUAUUUCUUGGACCAUUUAUUAGUUCUUAAGAUGAUCUUCAUGAAUACAUUAAAAUAACUACAAACUCAUGAAUAUCUCCUGGAUGUGGCUGUAUGGAGACUUUUUGCAAACCUAGAGGCGUUGAGUCAGAUGAGUCACAAAAAGCUUUGGUUUUGUGAACAGUCUUUUCAGUAUCAUCAAGGACUAGGCCAAGCCUUUGGAGACUUCACUGCUGGUGGAUUUCAUUUCCAAGCUCACAAAGCAUCAUGCCAGAGCCCUUCUGUAGGAUCCAGAGAAGAUGGUCCCAGCCUUUCCAGAAAACCAGUUCUGCCCUGCACCUGUAAGAAGGCCCCUCCUUCCUCCUACCCCAGAGCAUCCCCUCAGAGGCAUGGGAAGCAAGGCUAUGGCAGUUCCCAAACCCUUUACCAGGAAUCAGUGUGCCUUUGCCAUGGCCUGGAGGUGCCAGAAAGCCUGGCAGCAUCAGAGACUCGAGAAACUGCCCCAGCGAGCGAAAGUUCUUCCUUUCCUUACCACCCUCUGGUGUACAUUCUCAGCUUUUCCGUAAAUCACAAUGAGGAUGGGAGCAGAGCUGGUGAAGCCAGAAAUCUCCCCCAAGGGCUGGGGAGAAGGAAGAAGCCCAUGGGCAAAACUAAACUCAACUGCGAGUGGGCCGCCCUGCACAGGCUGACUUGGUACCCCUUGUUACUGAAGAAUGUCUGGAAACAGAGUAAAGACUCUGCAGAGGAAAUCAUGAUCCACCCAUCAAGGAACAGGUGACGUCACUCAGUAAGGGAUCUUGAAUGAAAAGUGGAGUGGCUUGACAAUUUCCAAAAAAUGAGACGUCUAUAGGAGAUUAUAAUGUGGCCUCCACUAUGGGGUAGUGAUAAAGUAGUCUUCAUUCCAGAAUGCUUGGAACAUAUUUUUAAUGAACACACAUCAGAAAACAUCUUGUCACUAACCAACAGACCCCUUCUCCUUGAAGCUUCUUUUUUUCCCUCAGAAAGCACCAGAUUCCUAGAUGUUUAUCUGUUACUCUUUGUUAUGAAAACUGAGCGCAACAAAAAGAAACUUGGAGGCUCAGACCCUGGUUUACUGUGUCCUUCACUCACUCCUGAGCUGCAAAUAGUAAUAAGAGGGGGUACUUAGUGUACAGUAGUUGAUCAGCGAAUGUCAGCAUUCUGGCCGAGAAAUGCUUUCCUUGUACAACAUGAAAACAGGUAUGGACAGUGUAUAGCACCAUUCUUAUUACAAGCCCAAAUGGAAAACAUCAGAGAAAUGUGGACGGCACAAAUAAUAGCAGCGGUCUCUUGCUUCACCAAGAAUCAGGAAACCAAGAAUAUAUCUUUAUUUACAUUGCCUGCAGAAUCCUGA